Molecule: messenger RNA, 204 nt
Organism: Rotaria sp. Silwood2
Lineage: Eukaryota; Metazoa; Rotifera; Eurotatoria; Philodinida; Philodinidae
Source: the annotation of a GenBank genome assembly
AUGUCGUCAAAAAUUCAAGAUGACAAUGCAGAUGCUUCUGCUAGUGCUGUUACGAAUGAUACUUGCACGAAUGCUGUUGGUACCGAUGAUGCUAAUCCGGAUGAUGAACAACCAGAAAACUACGAUGACGAUUUCGAGAGUAGGGAAGAUGACGAAGAAAUAGAAGCAGAAGAAGAGCCAGACAAGGAAAACAGCGAAGACUAA